Scatophagus argus is the source of this 8199-nucleotide messenger RNA. It is a transcript of the gene rapgefl1, whose product is annotated as Rap guanine nucleotide exchange factor (GEF)-like 1. Bases 728 to 2776 code for a protein of 682 amino acids. NCBI's taxonomy places the organism in Eukaryota, Metazoa, Chordata, Actinopteri, Scatophagidae. Gene Ontology annotation, cellular component: plasma membrane. Gene Ontology annotation, biological process: positive regulation of GTPase activity; Ras protein signal transduction. Gene Ontology annotation, molecular function: guanyl-nucleotide exchange factor activity. The record is from RefSeq and is a predicted model, not a curated record. The transcript has 17 exons.
AAUGUUACGAGUCACUUCUCAUUCCACUAAUUUAACAGAGAGGAGGAGAGAGAGAGGCAGAGAGAGGCAGGCGGUGCAUUGGGGAGCCGAUGGGGGACCGAGAGGCAGGCGGACUGUCGGAGCCUCUGCAGUAUCUGACCUGAAAAGAGAAAAACACCGCCGCUGCCGAGAAAACCUACAGCACCCAAACGCACCGGGCCGGGCGGGUUUUUCUUCCUCCAGGUGUGUGAGGAGGUGAAAUCGCGGACGGAGAUAAAAAUCCUGUAACGUCGAUCGUUCAGCCGCCGUUUGUCUCAGAGAAACCCGCCGCUGGUGCCACCACACGGACGGCGUCCCGGUUCUCCGCACCGGACUACUGCAGAGCCACAGUGCGGAGAAAAAAGAGCGCCGUUUGGGCUCCAGAGCCUCCUGUUUUCCGCCCACGGAGCCGCCGCAGAAGGCGGAGAGCGGGACGCGGACUGGCCGGGGACGAGCGGCUCUCUGACGGAUUCUUUUAUUUUUGGCAGAAGGAUUAGUGUCGCGGUGCGGUGAUCUCCGAGAGAGGACAGAGCAGGUCUCUACCGCCCACCUCCACCUCCACCACUCACCCACCAACACCUCCCUCCGCCUCCACAGAUGGGUUAAAAUCGGUCUGUUCAUCCAGAGCAGUCCAACGCCUCGGAGGGUCCGCUCACACCUGCUCACACCUGCCUGCCCCGACCUGCGGAGGCCGGAUGAUAGUCCCACCAUGCCGGCGGGGAUGAAACCGCUGGAGAAGUUCCUGAAGAAGCAGACCACGGCGCUGACCCGGGCCGGGGGCUUUGUUGGCGGGGUGACAGACAAGGCCAGCGGGGGAACUGGGGCGUCCCGCCGGAGGCCCAGCCUGUCCCGGGUCGUACCCUUCUUCAGGGAGACGUCACCGGAGAGCGGCCAGGCUCGGGAAGUGUUCAGCCCGGACAGUGAGGACCCCCCCUCCUGGCCCUCAGCCACCGGGCCGAGUCUGGUCACGGUACCGUGCAGCGCUAACGGCUCCGGUUCCGGUUCCGGCUCCGGCUCUGGUUCUGGAGGAGGAGACGUCCGCAGUCCGUCUCUGUCCAGCGACGAGCAGAGCUCUGAGGCCAGCCUGAUCACAGAGACCAGCGGAGGAGGAGGAGGGACGCCUCUUCCUCCCGACACGCCAGACAACCUGACCCUCUCAGUGCUGGACAGCGUGGCGGGGAAACGUCAUGGACACUGCACAGAAACCCUGCUGGAUGACUUCAUGUUGACACAUCCCAUCUUCCUGACGGCCGACAGGUUGCAGCAGGUCCUGCUGCAGCAAUUCACUCUGGAGACGGAAGGGAAGGAGGGAGAGGGGGGAGGGAGGGAGGCGGAGGGUGAGAGAAGAGAGGGACGAGGAGGAGGAGAGAGGGAUGGAGAGAGUGAGGGAGUGAUGGACGCUGUGGAGAGGAAGCAGGCGGUGCUGCACGUCGCAUUUCGAUACCUGGACACCUACAGAGAGCUGCUGCAGGAGGAGGGAGAGCGUAGCAACAGCUUCCCCAAGGAGCUGUACCUGUGUGCGGUUCAGGAGUUGAGUCGGUAUCCCGAGCUGGUUGAAGACGUCCUCAAACUGCAGAGAUGGACUGAGAUCUUGCACUGCCCCUCUGAUGAGGAGAAGGAAAGCAGGAAGAAGCAGGUUCGUCCUCUGUUCAGACACUUCAGACGCAUCGACGCCUGCCUGCAGCCCCGAGAGGCGUUCAGAGGCUCCGAUGAGAUCUUCUGUAGGGUCUACACUCCGGAUCAUUCCUACGUCACCAUCAGGAGCCGUCUGUCCUGCCGAGUCGGGGAGAUUCUGGCUCUGGUCAAGGAGAAACUGCAGUACAGUGAAGACCAACCAGUUCUGCCUGGAAACCUCAUCCUGGUGGCCGUCACGUCAGCUGGAGAGAAGGCCGUGUUCCGGCCCAGCGACGAGGCCGUCUUCACCACACUCGGCGUCAACACUCACCUGUUUGCCUGUGAAGCCUCUGAGCUCGACUCGCUGCUUCCUCUUCCUGAGGAGAUCCACUGGACGCCUGGUGACAGCAAACUCCAUGACAUGUCAGCAGAGGAGGUAGCCAAUCAGCUGGUGGUGUUCGACUGGGAGCUCUUCAGCUGCGUGCACGAGGUGGAGUUUGUGUGCUAUGUGUUUCAUGGAGAGCAGUCCCGCUGGCGCCCCCUGAAUCUGGAGCUGGUACUGCAGCGCUGCAGUGAGGUGCAGCACUGGGUCGCCACGGAGAUCCUGCAGUGUCAGUCGCUGCCAAAGAGGAUCCAGCUGCUCCGCAAGUUCAUCAAGAUCGCAGCGCUCUGUAAGCAGCAGCAGGACCUGCUGUCCUUCCUCGCUGUGGUUCUGGGUUUAGACAACCCUGCUGUGAACAGACUGCGACUCACCUGGGAGGGUCUCCCAGGGAAAUUCAGGAAGCAGUUUCAGCAGUUCGAGAGCAUCGCGGACCCGUCCAGGAACCAUAAGUCCUACAGAGACCUGAUCACCAGCCUGAGACCUCCGCUCAUCCCCUUCACACCUCUGCUGCUCAAAGACUUGACCUUCCUUCACGAGAGCUGCAAGACGUUUCACGGUGAACUCGUCAACUUUGAGAAGAUGCAUAAAGUGGCUGAGAUGGUGAGGAUCAUCAGACGAUACAGGAGCAGCCAGCUGGCCAUGGAUACGGAGACGUCCCCCUCCCACCUGCAGACGAAGGCCUACGUCCGCCAGUUACAGGUGAUCGAUAACCAGAACCUGCUGUUCGACAUGUCCUGCAAACUGGAGCCCAAAGACACAUAAAGGGACGGACAGGAGGGAAGGACAAAGACAAGAAAGAGGAGGGAGAGGAAGACGCUCAAGCAGGAGCAAAUGGACAGAGGAAGGUUCAGGUAGAAUCAGUGGAGCGAGUCCUCCUCCUCCUCACCUGCCUUCUCCUUCUUCAGUCACCUUUUGCUCCUUCUUCUUGUCUCCCUCGUCCUCCUCCCUCGUCCUCCUCCCUCGUACUCCUCCCUCGUCCCUCCCUCGUCCCUCCCUCAUCCCUCCGUCAGCACCGCAGCAGCAGACAACUGAUGAGAACAACAGCAGACUGUGGCGUCCCGAAACAAAACUUUAUUCAACACAGUUUCAUUUCAGAUGAGAUGAGACCUCAUUGACCUGCAGAAAUCCAUGUUCCAGCAGUCUGAGGAGGAUCACAAACGGUCUUACAUCAGACCUGAAGUCACCAGGCGGCUGGCUGGACCACCUGGUAUUGAACAGGAGUACCUAAUAAAGUGUGUUCAGAGGGACGGCAUCAGGGGAAGGUGAACUUGUGCACAUCCACGUUCAUCAGAUACUCACUGACCUGAAGACAGACGGCCUGUCCUGCGAUGCAUUCGCUGUGCGUUAGGAAACAACCAGUGACAUCCAAACCCCACCAAUGAGACGCCUCCUGUGGCACCUGACCGGUCAGAUUAGCGACAGUCUGACCAUCUGACUGGCACCUGCCGACCUUUGACCCCCCCCAGCGAUCCGCCUCGUUCAACCAGCAUUUCACAGGAAACAAGAAUUCAGUUGUCCAAACCAUCGGAGAAAAGGCUGAAGGAUGACGAGUCUUUUUGGACCAACAGUCUCGCGACGUUUCCUGUCUUCAGGAAGGCGUCUGCUUUUCGCUCGGUGUGGUUGUCCUCUAUGGAAGCACACAGAGGAGGGCGUCAGCCGACUGAUUGGUUGAUCCAGCUUCCUGUUAGGGAGGCGGAUUUGAAACAAAACACGAACUGAGCCCAAAAUGUUCAGGAAAGCGUCUCAGCAAGAGGAAACAGUGAAGCUUUUUAAAAACGCCAGCAGACUUUUUAAAGGCCGAGCGUGCAGCAGCGUCACUGAGGCUGCAGGAGCAAACACAAACGAAAUGAGUCCCAGCUGGACUGCAGGUGGAAAUCGCUCACCUGUUCGUCCAGACCGCGUCCACGUCCACGCUGUGUGCUUAUCUGACCUCAGAUCAGCUGCAGAGCAAACCGGGAGCUCGUUUCUUUACGUGAGCACAGAGUCCUGCUUCAACCUGACGGUGACGAUGUGUUCACUGACUAACUCUGGGUCAUCACGGUGCGUUCAGGGAUUUGUUAGUGUAGGACGUCUGAGCGUAGAUGCUGGUUUUCUUCAGCGUUUCCCUCCUCUUUGGUUCACGACUCAGACGCCAUCUUUAAAGGUGUCUCGCAGUGUUUGGUGACCCAGCAGGAGCGUCGGAGACGUCACGUCGCCCUCUCUUUAAAGGAUCAUUCCGCUGUUUUUGUAUGUUUUAACCCGUUUACGUCGUGAACACGCUGCACAUGACAACGCGGUUGUCCUCUGAUGCGGUUCAGUUCCUUCCAGGCAGCCUCAGGUGUCCCUUGAUUUCAAACCAACCUGCAGGCCGGACUGAUGAUCAGAAGCGUCUCGUCGUCAGUGGAUCAGUAACGUUUAAAGUGUCGAAAACGUGUUGAUUUAAAUUUUGUAUUCUUACUCUUUAUUCACAGUCAUACACAGAGUGAAGUAAAAGUAACACUGACAUACAAGUACAAGUACCUCACAGUAGUACAGCACUCGAGUGCUUAGAGUACAGUUCACAUGAAUUAGUCUAAUCCAGAUGUUCACACUGUGUUGAAAUGAACAGCAGGCUGAUGAUGAGGAUGAGAUGAAGGUGGUCACAGUAAAUGGAUUAAAACAUGCAAACUCAGCUGUGACUGAUGGUCACACAGCAGCCAAUCAGCUGUGUUUACAGGAUGAUCGUCCUGAAGAGACGGAUAUGAACUAAAGAUUCUGCAGGAAGACUUUUUUUUCUCAUCGUUUGGGUUCUAACUGCCGAACAACCAAUCGGCUUUGAGGAAGGACCCGAUCAGCCCCACGGUGGACGGGCGGGUCAGAGUCCGAGGCAAUAACCAGGUGACAGGAAGUGAAGCUGAUUGGUCGACUUAUUGCAGCAACGAAGCACUUUUGCCAAACCUCAGGGCUCAGAGACACAGAGAGGUUUUGUUUACUCCUUCUAGAUUUUCAGCAGAGUUUGGUUCAGUUGAGUCCACUUGUGUUGCGAUUGGUUGGUUCUGUGUUUGUACAGCUGAUCACACUUCAGUCAUAUUUACUAUAAUUAUAGAAAUCUACAGAGUUGUUGUUUUUCUGCUGUGAUCACCACCAGGUCUGAGUCCACACGGGAUCAUCUUACCUGUAAAAACCUUCACCUGAAGUCGUUCUGUCUGAGUCCUGUAGGGGCAGCACCUCCAACAGCUAAGUCCUGGUGGACAGGAAACGUCUCACACGUCUCACCGACACACGUGAACAACUCAGACACUGGCGGCGUCUCGUUUGGUCGAGUCAAACGAGCAGCGCGUUUGACUUCAGGUGGAGGCUUUUGAUUGGGUUCGGUGCACUGAAGAGUUUGAUGAGGCUGUUGUUCAUCGUGGACAUUUUGACCUUCAGCAGCUCAUCAAUCUUUCUCUUUGCUAACAAAAACUGAAAUUUCAAAAGAUUAAAAAAAAACAAAAAAAACCUCAGAGUUAUUUUCCCGUGCAAGUUAUGCUCUCUGAUGAAAGACAUGACAAAAGGCAUCAUGUUCUGAUACAAAGUCAGUGACGAUAAGCAUCGUGACACGCUGAGCUGAAGCCGACCGUCAGGUUUUGAGAUCAAAGUUGAGGUAUAAUGAAUUGUUUAUUAUUCCUCUUUUACUCGUCCAAUUUUGAUUUGGAAAUUUCCAGUAAGUUGAACGUUUAAAGUAAUGUUCAGCGAGAUGACUAAAGCUUCGAGUGAGACGUCCAGUGGAUGUCUUGAGACUCUUCGGUGCAUCAGGACGGCUCGUGUGUUUGUGUUCGUGCUCAGCUCUGGCGGCCAGUUCGUCAUCCUCCAUCUGUACCAUAACAUCCUGUCUGAACAAGCUCAGUGAGGCCGAUCCCGUCCAGAGACAAGUCCACCUCCUGUCCACAGCAGAGCGACGCCCGCUAACAUCUCCGAAAGUCCAGCUUUCAGACCCAACCGCUAAUAAUUUAUUAAGUAAGUCAUUUAUUUUAUUCAUAAUUUGUUUCACGGCCUGGCUUUUAUCCUGGAGGUCGCUGGACACCACGGAGACGAGAGUCCAAAUUCAAGUUUGUUUGAAGACGAACUUAAAUCUUACUGAUCUCUGGUUUAAAGCAGAGUCUCUGGUAACCACACCCACCGGUGAUGUCACAGUGUACUGAUGACACCCUCGGUACAAGUCUACAUCAUCACCUGGCGUCCGGUUACACUUCUGCAGUGUUAAACUGCUGUAAAGGAGCAGUCUGCCGUUUUCCUUUAGUCACUCUUUAAAAGCUGCUGUCGUGUUUUUGCAGUAGAAGACCUCUGACUGCAGUUAAACUCAGGACAGGAACUUUAGAGAAGCCUCAGACCUUCCUCACAAGCGUUUUACAGCUCUUCAGAUUUUAAGCAACAUGAUGUGUGAACUGAGGCUGCUUUGCUCUGGACGGGAUGAAACCUGCAAAAAGCCUCCACCGUGACCAGACCUCACAUCUGAUCCAGAGUCUGAAAUCUCUUUGCCUUUUAUGAAAGAUCUUCACUGAAGUUCUCAAAAACAUGAGUUUGAAUUUCUGAGAAGGAGAGUUUGAAGUCUCCACGGCUCACGUGUUGUCGCUCCUCAGGCUGAGGGCGAAGAACGUGAACUCUGUGGCUGCAGUCUGCAGGUUUCAGACUAUUUGAAGGUCUGGUCGAGGCGGAGACGUUUGCGGCCGUUUGGUCGGGUACAGUGUGAAACCCAGCGAAGAUGACAUCAUCACUAGUCUGCCGGUGGCUCUCUCAGGACCACUUCCUGGGUGUCGGGCACCUCGUUAUGGAUCCCGGUGUAGUUCUGGGCAGAAACAGAAGUUCUGAAUCUCAACCUGAACAAAACCAUUUAAAAUGCCAAAUCUGAACUAAAUUGAACAAUCCUUGCGGUUUUUCGAACCAAUCAGAGCUUCUGCCUGGUUUUCUACUGGGAUGUAUAAUUUGGGGGGCGACCGAGCUCUGUGGUCGAAGCUGCCCUGCGAGUUGCCCGAAUGAAAACACUGAAAAAGUAAAAAAUGUGUACAAAAUGCAACCCUGUAAAUAGGCAAAUACUAACGGAGACUCUAUUUUAUGUAUGAACUGAGAGAGUGUUGCUAACUCAAGGAGAAAUAUUUGAUUUGAUGUUUUUUAUUUGUAAAAGUGAGACAAAGUGUACAGCAAUGACAGAAAGAGAAAGAUAUGAGGAUACAUUUAUGACUUUAUGAAUUGUACAGUUUAAUCUCUUCAGUUUGAUUGUUUUGUUGUUUUCUAAAGCUUGGGGUUGUUUCCGUUUGGGUUUUUUGUACAGAAGUGGUUGUUUACUACCAGUCCUUAUUUCUGUGAACGUCAGACGGACAAUGUGAUUGGAGCACAGGCCUGGAGGAGGCGGGGCCUGGAGGGUCGCUGUCCUAUCAGCCAAAAUUUAGAAAAACUAGUUGAGGCUGUAAUAGGAGAAUGAAUAAUUCAUAAUAAUUUUGUUGAAGCAACUUUAAGUUGUUUUUCAAUAUUCUUUAAAUAAAGUAAAUAAAUUGUGUGAGAACAAAAUCAGUAUUUUGAGAACAAAUUUCCAGUUAUUCAGCCAUCAUUUUGAGAAAAGUUGUGAGAGUAAAUCAUAACAUUUGAAAAUAAAUUUGGAACUGUUGUAAUUGAGUUGUAAUAUUAUACAAUUGUAUAAUUCGCAUAAUAUUACAAAAAAAAUAAAAGACCCAGUUGUAAUUUUAAGUGACAAACUGUAUUUCAGAGAAUUAAGGAAUUAAAAAAAAAAAACAAAAAAAAAACAUAAUGACAAGAAAAAGUCUAAAUAUAUUUAUAUUAGUUGCAAUUUUAUGAAAAGAAAAUAUUUAUCAGAGUCAAGUUAUACUAAAACAUGCUAAAAUUCCAAAUGUUUCAAAGUAUUACAGCCUUCUUCUCAAUAUAUCAACAAUGACAAUCUCAUAUUUCAGCUUUAUUUUUUUUUUCCUCAUAAAAUUACAACUUAGGAUUAGGAUUUUUUAUUUUUUCCCAAAAUUCUGACCUUAUGGUUUGUGAAGUCUUUUGGAAAGCUGAAUUCCACUGAAUGCGUGUUCAUACAGGGAAGAUCUACAUUGGUUUGAAGCCAAGAUGAUUGAUAGAUAGAUACUUUAUUGAUCCUGACUGGUGACUGAAAGGAUUUGAAUGUUGUCUCCUCCAGACUUGUUGCUCCCUCUGCUGUCACAUUACAGACACUGAAAUAAAACCUCUGGACAACA